UAGUCAUGGAGGAUGGUGAUCGUGGCCCUGGUACUUAGAGAGUACUAAAGUUUUGAUGAAACCUCCAAAACAAAGCACGACCCACAGAAAUGGGUAUACACCUUUGGUGUAUAAUCCUUAUGGUUACUAAUGUUGCUGCCUUACCGGCAGUGGUCAAAGUGGGUGCUCUUUUCACCGAAGACCAAAGAGACAGUCCCUCAGAAUUGGCUUUUAAAUAUUCAGUUUAUAGAAUUAAUAAGGAUAAACUACUUUUAGCUAACACAACUCUUGUUUAUGAUAUACAAUAUAUACCCAAAGAUGACAGCUUCCAUGCAGCUAAGAAAGCCUGCCAACAAGUCAACUCUGGCGUAAGCGCCAUCUUUGGUCCUCAAAAUGCUCUUAUGGGAAGUCAUAUUCAAAGUUUAUGUGAUGCUUUAGAUAUCCCCCACAUAGAAGCCAGAUUAGAUGUCGAGCCUGAGGUGAAAGAAUUUUCCAUCAAUUUAUUUCCGAGUCCCUGGCUGCUGGGUCGAGCCCUUAGAGAUCUGACGAAGUACCUCAACUGGACAAAAGUGGCCAUAAUUUAUGAGGACGACAAUGCCCUCAUCAACUUACAAGAGCUUCUGAAGUUGCCAGUUCCAAAAAAUGUCCAAUAUGUGUUUCGCAAGACGGACCAACAAGGGUUUCGGGACGUUCUGAGGGACAUCAAAGGACGCGGCAUUUAUAGUAUCGUCGUUGACACGAAACCCGACAAUCUGCCACAUUUGCUCAAAGCAAUUUUGCAAGUGCAAAUGAAUGACUAUAAGUAUUAUUACCAUUUCACAACAUUGGAUGUAGAGACUUAUAACUUAGAAGAUUUUAAAUACAAUUUUGUGAAUAUGACAGCAUUUAGAAUCAUAGACACAGAUUAUUGUGGUGCGAAGAAUACUCUAAAAGAUAUGGAAAAAUUCCAAUCUAUAGGUCACCAUAUUAUAAAUAGAACAAAUGUUAUAAAGACCGAGCCAGCCCUUAUCUACGAUUCCGUGUACGCUCUAGCGUGGGGCUUAAAUGCCUUGCAGGGUGGGGCUACCCUCCGUCCAGCCAAUGUGUCUUGUGAAGAAGAAGUGCCCUGGACAGACGGAAGCAGUCUCUUCAACUAUGUUAAUUCAGUUGAAUUUUGUGGAUUGACAGGAAAAAUUCAAUUCAAAGAAGGUCGACGUAGCAAUUUAAAGCUUGAUUUACUGAAAUUACGACAAAACAAUAUGGAAAAAGUAGGUGAAUGGUCAACAGCAAAUGGCUUGAAUGUAACGAAUCACGAUGCAUUCCAUGAAUUUGGGACCACAAAUAUUACACUUCGAGUUACUACUAUAGAAGCUGAUCCUUACGUGAUGGUGAAAGAAAAUACGAGCUUGAAAGGUAACGAACGUUUUCACGGAUUUUGUAUAGACCUCCUCCAUGCCAUUGCUGAUCGGCUCCAGUUUGAUUAUGCUAUCGAACUAGUCCCAGAUAGAAAAUAUGGAGCUGUAGACACGUCGAAUGGAGAUUGGAACGGCAUGGUGAGGGAAUUAUUGGUAAAGUCUACACCCUAUGUGAUGCUAAAAAGUGACCGCAAUUUAACUGGAAAUGACCGUUUCGAAGGCUUCUGUAUUGACCUCCUGCGGACGAUUGCGGAAUUGCUUGGUUUCAACUACGAGUUGUACUUGGUGCCUGAUAACAAGUUUGGUGCAGAAAACACCACUUCCGGUGAAUGGAGUGGUUUGGUCAAAGAAAUAAUUGAAAAGAACGCUGAUCUAGCUGUCGCACCAAUGACCAUAAACUAUGCCAGGGAAAGUGUCAUCGAUUUCACAAAACCAUUCAUGAAUCUUGGCAUCGGAAUCCUGUUCAAAUUGCCAAAAAAUAUGCCAGUGAGACUUUUUUCCUUCAUGAGCCCCCUUGCAGUGGACAUCUGGCUUUACGUGCUGGCUGCUUAUGUCCUGGUCAGUGGUACGAUGUUCAUCGUUGCAAGGUUUAGUCCAUAUGAGUGGCAAAAUCCUCAUCCUUGCGUUACGGAAUGUGACGUCAUGGAAAACCAAUUCAGCCUUGGGAAUAGUUUCUGGUUUACAAUUGUAACCCUGAUGCACCAGGGUUGCGACUUGAAUCCUAAAGCGACAUCGACGCGUAUCAUAGGCGCCAUCUGGUGGUUCUUUACUCUAAUUAUGAUAUCAUCAUAUACGGCUAAUUUAGCUGCCUUCCUUACCGUAGAGCGCAUGAUAACGCCAAUAGAAAGCGUCGAAGAUCUGGCGGAGCAGAGCAAGAUUUCAUACGGCACGCUGGAAGGCGGUUCCACUAUGACGUUCUUUAGGGAUUCAAAAAUUGAAACAUAUCUAAAAAUGUGGAGAUUCAUGGAGAGUAGGCCCGGAGUGUUCGUGAGCUCUUACGAGGAAGGGGUGCAACGAGUGCUGGAGGGUAACUACGCGUUCUUAAUGGAAUCUACAAUGCUAGAUUAUAUGGUUCAAAGGGACUGCAACUUGACCCAAGUCGGGGGUCUGUUGGACUCUAAAGGAUACGGCAUCGCUACACCCAUGGGUUCCCCGUGGCGCGAUAAAAUUUCCCUGGCAAUCCUUGAUCUUCAAGAAAAAGGGGUCAUCCAAAUGCUCUAUAACAAGUGGUGGAAGAGUCCGGGCAUCACGUGUUCUAGAGAUGAUAAAAAUAAAGACGGUAAAGCAAACGCACUAGGAGUGGACAAUAUCGGUGGUGUCUUUGUCGUGCUCAUGUGUGGUUUAGCAGUAGCUAUACUUACUGCUGUGGCGGAGUUUUGCUGGAAUUCGAAGAAGAGUGCUCAAUCCGCGAGGAAGUACAACGACGGAUUCAAUCGCGGUUACCUACAGCAGUCCCUAUGUGCAGAGAUGGCGGAGGAACUUCGUUUCGCCGUCAAGUGCCGAGCCUCCCGACAACGCCCAGCGCUGAGACGCCAGUGCUCCAAAUGCAUCCCAGGUACUACUUAUGUCCCGGCCGCCAUGGAAGUACCACAAGAGAAUGGCAUCAUGCAAAUGAUCGAGAUGAGGAAAUCGCCUAUGAACUACGAUUGUGGAGAUUCCUAGUAACACCUCCAGAAAGCAGCAGCAACAGCAACAACAACAACACUACUCCGCAAACAUGAGAAAAAUCUCAACAAGGAGGAUGGCAUUUGAAUUCUCUGUGGAAAUCAGCACGCAUGAGAUUCCAUUGGAAGAGUUGCCUUUAAGAAGAUUCAUUGUCGAAGAUUACUGAGGCUCAAAGCUGUAGUUCAAGAUGGUGCUUACCAUUACAUGGGAUCAUCAUAUCCCACAGAAUGUUUUAUUGUCUGCUCAUUAUUUCGUGAAAUCCAUGAAUCAAGACGGAUAUAUAUAUUAUAGUUUGUAGUUGUCCCGAACAUGUUGUCCCAAACAAAUCUUUUAAUUAAACUGAAACCGUCAGUUAAGUUGCUGUUUCAUUUUCCAUUUGUCCUUUUUCAUCUUGACCAUGAUGAUUAUUCUAAAAUCAUUAUUAUUUCGUUUUCACGCUAUCUUGAAGUUCUUAACAUGAUCAUGAUGAUUUAAUUACCAGAUUGGUGUGUACGUCUUUCAAGAUGAUACAUAUGAAUCGAUUCAUCUUAGCAAAGAGAAGAAUUUUAUCAAAGCGUAUAGAUAUGUCUAUAAAUUUCAUAUAUUUAUCCUAUAUGAACUUAGGGUAAAGAUAUUAGAGAAAUGUUUUUAUUCUAAUAUAUUUAUCAAGAUGGAAAUGAAAUGAUUUAUCUGUGUAACAGCAAUGCUGUAUCGGGAAUCGAUGUUUCAUCAGAAAAUACGAGCUUUAUUAAUAACCUUUUAAAUGUUAUGUAUGUUUAGGAGCUUGAGAUCGGUGUUAUGGUGUGUAAAUUUAUUUACUUUUUCUGUGUAUUAAGUAACCUUCAGUGUAGAAGACAACAAAUGUUUUAUAAAAAGCCGACCAAACUGAAAUUAUCUUUAUGAACUAUUUUAAUUUGAUUAUAAGUUUUUUCUUCAUCAUUAACUGAAAAAUAUGAAUUUAAAACUUUAAUUGAAUAUCUUUUGAGGGUAUUUAAAUGUGAAGCAAAACGUUAAAAUCUAUACAGAUUGUCCUAUAAAGAAAGCUCGCAUUACGUAUUUUUAGAAUUUUGUUUAUCAAAAAUAAUAAGAAAUAUACACAUUAGAGGUCUCAAAUUGAUAGGAGAAAAAAAAUAUCCAGAUCUGACAAAUCACAGUAUAUAAAGGUUAUUAGUUGUAUAAAUAAUUUUCGGUGUAAACCCCGUGGUACGGGGAGCGCAAGAAUUUUGAGAGCGCACGCUGCAGAAGAAAAUAACCCAAUUUGAAUUACAAUUUUUUUUCUCCAUUUAUUAAAUGUUUUAAUUGUUCACUUUACAAAUAAUAAUAAUCCUUGACUAACCCUAAUUAUAAAAAUUGUAAGAUAAUGAAUUUUUUUCACUAAUUAUUAAGAUAAAUUUCAUUCCAAUGGAAUAAAUCAGCAAGUUUUUACAACGUUUCGAUUUAGUAUUUUUUUA
Parasteatoda tepidariorum (common house spider) is the source of this 4468-nucleotide messenger RNA. Lineage: Eukaryota; Metazoa; Arthropoda; Arachnida; Araneae; Theridiidae. The record is from RefSeq and is a predicted model, not a curated record.